Molecule: messenger RNA, 4853 nt
Organism: Danio aesculapii
Lineage: Eukaryota; Metazoa; Chordata; Actinopteri; Cypriniformes; Danionidae
Gene: gaa
Product: alpha glucosidase
Biological process (GO): lysosome organization; glycogen catabolic process
Cellular component (GO): lysosomal membrane
Molecular function (GO): alpha-1,4-glucosidase activity; carbohydrate binding
Source: RefSeq, a predicted model, not a curated record
GUCCGGAGAGCUUGUGCACCGACUCUGGCAAAUAAAUCAUGCUUCUAUGAAAGCACGUCGUCGUGAAGGAAACUCGUCAUUUGUCAGUUUUUUGAAAGCUCACAUGCGCAUGCGUCACUGUUUACUCCGAUUUGUAAGAAUUUGUUUUGUUGACAGUAAAAUGACCUUACAUGCUUUGUUGUUUACUCAUUUAACUUAUUUCAAGCUUUCUGGUUAUCAUUACUCACUACAGCCUACACAUGUGCUUCACAGACGUGUGUUUAAUACCUGAAGUGUCAAACUAACCCUUUUUAAUGGCCAGAAUUAGUUGUGGAAACACAUUUGCACUACUGACUUGUGUACUUAUCAUUGUGUAUGAAGACAACCAUAUCUUAGCAUUUUCACCAUCAGAAGAAUGGCAGCAUAGUUCAAAUCUCUCAUACAGGAUCAUUAAAGCACACAAGCACAGUCAUAAUGUCUCAUCUGAUCCUAGGACAGUUAGAGAUCAGUGUGGUAUAGCUGUGGAGAGCCGCAUUGACUGUGCUCGGGACAGAUCUUUGAGUCGGGCUGAAUGUGAAAGCAGAGGAUGUUGUUAUUUGCCCCUGCCUCGGUCUGGAUUAAGAGGACCACCAUGGUGUUUCUACACAGUCUUUUAUCCAGGCUACAAAAUGGGGCCCCUGUUGCCCACAGAACGGGGCCACAGGGCCAUCCUCACUCGUUUAACACCCUCAUACCUGCCCCGGGACAUCCACACACUGCAGCUAGAUGUAAUGGCUGAGACUUUGGAUCGUCUUCAUCUCCGUUUGAAGGAUCCUACAUCUCCACGAUAUGAGGUUCCCUUUGUGAAGUCCCAAUCUAAAGACCACAAGAACAUGGAAAAUCCACUUUAUGAAGUUGAUUUCCAGCCCGAACCAUUUGGGUUUACCGUACGGCGAAAAUCCAAUGGCCGUGUUCUUCUGAACACUACAAUAGGCCCUCUGCUGUUUGCAGAUCAGUAUCUCCAGCUCUCCACUAGCUUGGCUUCCUCUACAGUCUCAGGACUGGGUGAACAUUACACCCCCAUCACGCUGGACCUCGACUGGAGCUCUGUUUCAUUAUGGAACAGAGACAUGGCACCACAUAGAAGUGCCAACCUGUAUGGCUCACACCCUUUCUUUCUGGUCCAAGAAGGUGAUGGACAGGCGCAUGGAGUCUUCCUUCUCAACAGCAAUGCAAUGGGUACAGUUUUUCAGCUCUCCUUUCUUGAUCCCGCUCCAGCAUUAACAUGGGUGAAUGGAGGAAUUCUGGACUUCUUCAUCCUCUUGGGCCCGAGUCCUCAGAGUGUGAUCAGCAGUAUCAGGAGGUUAUAGGUUUAUCCUAUGAUGCCUCCCUACUGGUCUGGGUUUCAUCUGUGUCGUUGGGGUUAUACAUCUACCAACAUCACCAGGACAGUCGUACAGCUCAUGCGGCAGGUCAAGAUCCCUCUGGAUGUACAGUGGAAUGACCUUGAUUAUGCAGACCAAAGAAGAGUCUUUACUUUCGACCCACAGCGAUUUGGAGAUUUGCCACAAAUGGUUGAAGAUUUCCAUCAGAUGGGCAUGAAAUAUGUGCUCAUUCUUGAUCCAGGCAUCAGCAGUGCGAGUCCUCCUGGUUCUUACAAACCAUUUGACGAUGGACUGAAGAAAGUAGUUUUCAUCAACAACUCCACUGGACAGAUCCUUAUUGGGAAGGUAUGGCCGGGUCCGACUGCAUUCCCAGAUUUCACCAAUCCUACAACACAGGACUGGUGGAUGGACUGUAUCAGAGAUUUUUACAACAAGGUACCUGUGGAUGGACUCUGGAUAGACAUGAAUGAGCCUUCAAAUUUUGUCCAGGGCUCUGUGAAUGGAUGUCCUGACUCUGAAUUGGAGAAACCACCAUAUACACCAGGUGUAAUUGGAGGUCAGUUAAACUCAGGAACUCUGUGUGUGUCCGCACAGCAGUAUCUGUCCAAUCAUUACAAUCUACACAAUCUCUAUGGGCUGACCGAAGCCAUCGCCACUCACAGGGCACUGCUAAAAGUGAAGAAAACUCGGCCGUUCGUUUUAUCCCGAUCAUCUUUCCCGGGACUGGGUCGAUUCUCUGCACACUGGACAGGAGAUGUGCGGAGUGACUGGGAACAACUGCGCUUUUCAAUACCCGCUGUGCUCCUGUUUGGACUGUAUGGCAUUCCAUUAGUGGGAGCUGAUGUUUGUGGAUUCGGUGGAGACACUAACGAAGAGCUGUGUGUGCGCUGGACACAACUUGGAGCCUUUUACCCCUUCAUGAGAAACCAUAACGACAGACCCAAUGCUCCCCAGGAGCCAUAUGUAUUUAGUCAGCGAGCCCAGGAUGCCAUGAGGAUGGUGAUUACUCUUCGCUAUUCUCUCCUGCCCUUCCUCUACACACUCUUCCAUCAUGCGCACACCUCCGCCAGCACCGUGGCUCGUCCUCUUUUCCUCGAGUUCCCCACUGAUCCAAAUUGCAGGAGCAUUGACAGACAGUUCCUGUGGGGGAGUUCACUGCUCAUCAGUCCAGUUCUGGAGCAAGGAGCCGUUGAGGUGAUGGCGUAUCUCCCCCCAGGGACUUGGUACAGUCUGCACAAUGGCCAAGCAUAUUACAGUAAAGGACAAUACACUGUGUUUCCUGCUCCUUUGGACACCAUCAUCGUUCAUGUGAGAGAGGGGAGCAUCAUCCCACAGCAGGCUCCUGCUCUGACCACUGCAUUAUCUCGCAAAAACCGUUUUGCCCUAACGGUGGCACUGUCCUUGGGAAAUUGGGCCAAAGGAGAACUUUUCUGGGAUGAUGGAGAAAGUCUGGACACUUUUGAGCGGGGAGAUUAUUCAUAUGUUAUCUUCUUCGCUGAGGAGUCAUAUGUGGUCAGUGAGCCAAUCAAAUUAAAUGGAUCUCUCGAUGGUUUGGUCCUGGGGGAAGUGCGUGUUUUCGGGGUCCAGACUCCACCUGCUGCCGUUUGGGCCAAUGGACAGAAAGUUCCUGACUUCUCAUACAGAUUAGACACUAAGGUUCUUAAAGUAGCUGGUCUUGAUUUACCAAUGACAGCCAAGAUCACAAUACAGUGGAGCUGAUGAAAAAUCUCUACUUAAAGAGCCCAUAUUAUGGGUUUUUGAAAAAGCCCAUCCAUGUAGUGUGUAAACACAGCUCUAAGUGAAGUGAAAUAUCCAGCUAAGGCUUAAAUCUGUAAGUGUACAGUGUUUAAAACUAUUGAUUCAUCUAUAAAAGAGUCGACUCAUAGUGCUUCAAACGAGUCGUCUUGAUAACGAGUCAUUAAGUGUUUCGGGAUGACGCGGCUACGAAACACAAGUAGUUGCAUGAGCAAACCCGGGAGAUUUGAAACCUGCGGCCCCGCCCACUAACAGAAAAAAAAGUCUCACACACACACAGAGACACACACAGAGAGACAACGGUCCGAAAUGAAGUCACGCUGUGCAGAUGGAUAUUAUGGAACAGUCUAACCAAAGAUGAAACCUCAGCAAUAUAGCCCAGCCUUAGCAGUUCGAGUGCUUCUGGAAACUACAUGCUUACAAAGAAGACUUCAUCAGUUUGUUAAAGGACGGAUCAGUAAAGACUGUCAGAUCAUGAAUCAGUGCAUCAUGGAUCAGUUUCUUACCCCUUUUCACCAGUGUAAGUAAGUGUGAUUAAAACUAUUGCCAUCGUUACUCUAGCUUGCAAAUUCAGUAUUUAGUGUGUUUUGUUACUUGUAACCGCGUGUGCUGUAUCAGGUUAACUCUUUAUAUUCUCAUAUCGCGUGUAAAGCCACGUUGAAAACGCGACGCGUGCCGCUUUGUUUACGGCUCGUCAGCUGUUUACACACAUGCAACGAUCAAGUUUCAAAAUAUUUCAGCUCAGGUUUGAGGUGAGGUGUAUAAAUUGCACCCAGCAAGCUGAACUGGCGCUCUUGGCGUGUGUGUCGUGUCCUCGGGUAGAGUGUAAUGUGUGCGUGUGUGUGUCUCCUCUGAGGGUAAUGUGUGUGUGUCUCCUCGUGUGUGUAACGCUCUAGGCAAAGGACGAUCACGCCGCCCUCAACCCAAUAGUGAAAACGAAAGGGACCCGUUAGUAAAAUGAGGACCGGGGGGUGUCGCGGUUGAAAUUGAAGAACGGGGGAGGUAUUCGCGGAUAUACCUAAGGCGCCGCGCCCUCUCUAUUCAGCCGCUCCUCUAUGGACGCGCCGGCCCUGUGUGUGUGUGUGCGUGUGUGUGUGUGUGUGUGUGUGUGUGUGUGUGUGUGUGUGUGUGUGUGUGUGUGUGUGUGUGUGUGAAAAAAGCAAGAAGACUGUGACAGGCUAGGAGAUCUCCUCGCCAGUUCUUGGACUUUUUGCUUGAUAAAAUAGUUAGUCGUCAGUAUUUUCUAGUCCAUCGUCUGUAUUUACAUUCACCCACUGGCAGCCAAAAUCCACUAUGAAGCGUGUAUGCACUGUGACUACUUUUAUAUUGUUGAUUAGCACUCUGUCUCGCCUGAAGCCUUGUCCGUGUCGACCAAUCGCAGCAGGCUGUCAUCGGUCCAAUCAGCGCAGAUUAGCUUCGCGCUGAGGAGGGGUUUGGAAACAAAUGAAUCGCUGAACGAUUCAUAUGGGAGUCGCUGGGAUAAUUAGGUAAAAAUAAAUGCAGAUUAUAAGACCAUGGAAGUGUUGUUUGACCUUGCAUGCAUAUUAGACUGUUGUUGGAGACCCUUACAACCUAAAUAUGACCCUAUUUCAUGUAUAAUAUGGGCUCUUUAAUGUUCUGUGCUUAUUCAGUUGCAUAUUAAUGCAAUACACCUGAAGAAGCCAUGGUUUACAGUAAAUUUAUAACUGCCUAACAAUGACCUUUAGCUGUUACAAAUUCACAGCAUCUUUCUAUUGUACAUUGUAAUUUAAAAGU